Messenger RNA from Trifolium pratense (red clover), 750 nucleotides. Its product is annotated as mucin-1-like. The coding region runs from base 1 to 750 and encodes 249 amino acids. The record is from RefSeq and is a predicted model, not a curated record. Lineage: Eukaryota; Viridiplantae; Streptophyta; Magnoliopsida; Fabales; Fabaceae. The transcript has 3 exons.
AUGGAGUUACAUGUUUUUCAAUUAAUUUAUGUUAAUGUGAUGUUUUAUGGACAACAAGGUUUGCAAGAUCUUUUUGGAGGGGGAGAUUUGAGUCAAACUUUUGAUGAGGCUAAGAAGGCUCUUGGUGCUGCUACUGGUGGUGGUGGUGGUGGUGGCGCCUCUUUUAAUGAUUAUUUCGGUGGUAGUACUGAAGGUAGUGGUGAAGCCGAUACCGGAGGAGCAUCCUUAGCUGAUUGGAUAGAUAACCCUGAGGCAGGAAGUCCAGGCCCAGCAGCAACAGAUUCACCAAUUGGCGCUCCAGAAGAUUUGCCUGCAGACACACCAGAAACAGAUUAUGAUUCCUCUUCACCAGCAGGAUCACCACAAAGUUCACCCACACAAUCACCAACAAAUGCACCUUCAAACGCACCAUCAGAAUCACCAACAAAUGCACCUUCAAAAUCACCAUCCAAAGCACCAAGCCAAUCACCUCAAUUUGCACCAAAAAAUUCACCAUUUAGAGCACCAGCUAGUGCACCUAAAGCAUCAUCGCCCAAUCAAGCACCGAGAAACGCACCUGCACAGGCACCAAAAGACGACGACGAUGAUGUAGAUGACCGUCGAGCACCAGGAAGUGCUCCAACCGAUGCACCUGGUGGAGAACCACUAGAAGUCGACGAUGAUGAGGAGGAUAAUGCGAAUGCACCAUCAGAGGCACCUGGAGCCGCAUCUGACGCUGGAUCUGCGGAUGAUGAUCAGAUUGAUUCUUGA